This is a messenger RNA of Armigeres subalbatus, 1380 nucleotides long. RefSeq names its product plancitoxin-1 (gene DNaseII). The record is from RefSeq and is a predicted model, not a curated record. Gene Ontology annotation, biological process: apoptotic DNA fragmentation. NCBI's taxonomy places the organism in Eukaryota, Metazoa, Arthropoda, Insecta, Diptera, Culicidae. The transcript has 2 exons. Bases 173 to 1243 code for a protein of 356 amino acids. Gene Ontology annotation, molecular function: deoxyribonuclease II activity.
AACGCACUUCAGUUGGAGGCAAAAGCAUAUAAAUCGUUAGAAUAAACAGACGCUAUUACUUCAUUUGAGUGGAUUGAAAUAACCGCUUACUUGAUAUUACUUUUCUAUAAAUUACGCCUACACUUUUGUUCAAUGUAAGCGAAUUAUUGUAAGUAAUUUCGUAAGAAUAAAAAUGUUCACUAUUUUGGUACUCUCCAUUCUUAUUUGCACCUUUAAAACUUGCUUCUGUGAAAUUGGAUGUAGAGACGAAGACAACAACCUAGUUGAUUGGUACUAUCUUUACAAAUUGCCUGAGGCUGCAGCAGAUCACCCGUCCAAGAACGCCACAUCGGGAUUGCAUUAUGCGUUUAUUACAUCGCAAAGCUCGACUGGUUGGCAAAUAUCCGAGAAAAAUAUUAACCAAAGUGAGAGCAUUCCUGGAAGAACGUUGGAACCAUUAUUUUUAGGCGAAAGUAAUGAAUUGUUGAAAAUUCUAUACAACGAUGAACCUCCCAAGGGCGAAACCGAUGGUACGAGAGGACACACGAAAGGUGUUGUUGCAACUGAUGGAACCACAGGAUUUUGGUUGAUCCAUUCCGUUCCGAAAUACCCACCAAUGCUGAACGAGUCUUACCAUUACCCCGACACAGGUAAACACUACGGACAAAGCUUUCUUUGCUUCAGUGUGGGGGUGGACCAGAUGGAAACCAUCGGGCAGCAGUUGAUUAUGAAUGAGCCGCACGUUUAUUCGUAUCACAUUCCGUCCGAAUGGGAAACUCGUUUCCCCAAGCUAACCCAGGCCACAGAAAUGAAACCGAUUACAACAUCGCCGUACUGGAAUGCAGUCAAUUUGAAAUCCAUUGGAGGUGUAGUCUUCCAUUCGUUUGCAAAAAGUCGUCAGUUCAAUAAGGAACUUUACGCUGAUUUCAUCGCACCCUCGUUACAGGCGGACUUGCUGGUGGAAACAUGGCAGCAUGGUGCCGGAAAUCUGCCAAGUGAUUGCCAAACAUCUCAGUGGAAAGUAAUGAACGUAAAGAGUGUGGAAGUUACAGAUAAUUUAAGAUUCACAACCAUGAAGGAUCACUCAAAAUGGGCUGUUUCUGUACCGGGGGAUCGCGACUUCAUUUGCGUUGGAGACAUCAAUCGGCAGGAGCAUCAGAAGGUUAGAGGUGGCGGAAGCGUCUGCAGUCAGAUAGAGAGCAUUGUUCAAACCUAUCGUGUAAUGGUGCAGGACGUUGAAAGUUGUCCAAAAAAUGCAGAUUGAAGGAGUUUUCAAAAAUUAGUUUGAUAGGAAUUUAGUUGAAAUAUGCGUGUACAAGAUCUCAUUUUGAAUUAGAAAAAUUGAUAUUAUUUUUUGUAUUUAAAUAAAGUUAAUACAUUGAAACAAAUUUCCAUAUAAAA